This is a messenger RNA of Lindgomyces ingoldianus, 1483 nucleotides long. RefSeq lists its product as uncharacterized. Lineage: Eukaryota; Fungi; Ascomycota; Dothideomycetes; Pleosporales; Lindgomycetaceae. The record is from RefSeq and is a predicted model, not a curated record. Gene Ontology annotation, molecular function: DNA-binding transcription factor activity, RNA polymerase II-specific; RNA polymerase II cis-regulatory region sequence-specific DNA binding. Gene Ontology annotation, biological process: regulation of DNA-templated transcription. The transcript is spliced from 2 exons. The coding region runs from base 127 to 1458 and encodes 443 amino acids.
CCGCCAUUUGCAGCGUCACAGCUGCAGUCGAUCCCAACUCCUCCCUCCUCUGAAGCUGCUCGGCCAUCAGGGCCUACCCAGCACACAACCGUCAACGUGGCUGCUGCAGUGGUUCAUCCGGCUUCGAUGCAUCCGGGGUCUGACCCAAUGGGUGCACCUCCCAGCUUUGCGGUUAGGAGGCCAAACGCAGCCAACCUGGGCAGUUUUGAGCUUCAACUUCCACCGCCGCCAAUGCACAAAUAUUCGUCCUUCAACACCGUCAACGCCUCACAGUCAUCACAAGCUCCGACAACCAUUGCUAGUGUUGGUAAUCUGCUGACCCCCCCAAACAACAUUCCAGGUGAUGUAAUAAGUCCUGCCUCGGGAGUGUCAACAAGCAGUGCAAACUCGUCUGCGAUGCCGCAAUACGCACCAAACGGGCAGUACAUUUACUCCCCAUCCACUCAGGGGUCCCACCAAUACGGCUACCCAUCUGGGCAGCAGCAACAACAGCAGAACCAAUAUAACCAAGCCAGAGGUAUGUUUGCUUCACCGCAUCAUGACCGUCAGCUCGGGAUCCAAGGCUCACUUUCUCGGCGUGAAGGGCUAAACCCGCCACCGUACGAGAUCAACCAACAACAGUUGCCACCAUUUCCGCCAUCUUCGACACCGCUCGGAGCCUCGUCACAUCAUCCAACAAUGUCUGCACAACAGCAACCUCAUCAUAUGAUGAGCGCACAAACGCCUGUAUCGAGUUCAGCACCUCAGCAGUCACCAAUCCACGCUCAGGAGCCUUUCCAUCACCGACCUCCCCCAACUCCGACCUACUACAGCUCACAGCCUUCUUCUGCACCUCAGCAGUCACCAUUCCAGUAUUCGACAGGACCGUCGCCAACUCAGCAGAGUCCAAUAAGCGCAGGAGGCUCCGUAUCCAGGAUGUCUCCAGCCGUGACGCAAGGCCAGGUCCCAUCAAUACCAUCUGCACCAUCUCAGUCGCCACAUCCCUACCAGCGUCCCUACGGACAUGGAAACUUCCCUCUUCCUCAAGCGCCGGUGUUUUCGAACGUCAACAAUCCGAACGGGCCUAUCGCUCUCGUUGGCGGCAUGCAUCCGGGGAUGAUGCCAGGGUUUAACAGCGGACAUGCCGCAAGCAUGCCUCACUUUUUGGGACACCCGCCUCACCAGCAACAGCCGACAAAUGACAGGCCGUUCAAGUGUGACCAAUGCCCGCAGAGCUUCAACCGGAACCAUGACCUGAAGCGGCAUAAGAGAAUUCAUUUGGCUGUUAAGCCCUUCCCCUGUACCCACUGUGAUAAGAGCUUCUCCCGAAAGGACGCUCUCAAGCGACAUAUACUGGUCAAAGGCUGUGGGAAGGUCGCAAGCUCUGGCGAAGACGUGAAACGCGAGAGCCAUUCGCCCGACCAAAAGGGCGCAUCUGAUUCCGUCGACAGCAAGCCUGCAAUAUCGAGCCACGCCUAAUACGACAAUGUGUUUUCCUUAAAUA